Molecule: messenger RNA, 1649 nt
Organism: Capsella rubella
Lineage: Eukaryota; Viridiplantae; Streptophyta; Magnoliopsida; Brassicales; Brassicaceae
Product: novel plant SNARE 11
Exons: 10
Coding region: 437-1228 (263 amino acids)
Biological process (GO): vesicle fusion; retrograde vesicle-mediated transport, Golgi to endoplasmic reticulum
Cellular component (GO): ER to Golgi transport vesicle membrane; late endosome membrane; SNARE complex
Molecular function (GO): SNAP receptor activity; SNARE binding
Source: RefSeq, a predicted model, not a curated record
AGCCAAAUCUAAUCAAUGGCGACAAAAUAGAGAAAUCCCCCAAGAACAAAAAACAAAAAAAAAAUUGUCCGAGAGAAAUUAGGAAAAAGAUAUAUAAAAAAUCUGCGUGUAAGGGAGAGAGAGCUUAUUGUGCUCGGAGAUUUUGAUUUUCUUUGUCCCUCCGAUAUCGAUUCUGAACAUCCACAUUGGUGCCGUAGAUCUGAGGAAUACACCCAACCACGGGUUUGAUUGUCACGAUUUUGCCAUCGCGAUUCGAUUUUGUUUUUUCGUUUGUUGUUGGAGGUCACGACGAGGAAGUGAUUCCAAUUCCAGAUCCAUACGGAUCUAAUCUCGCCGAGUCGAUUCCCUGGGUCGACGACAUUUGCUAACCAAAUCGUUCGCGUAGAUCUGAUCAAAGAGGCAUUGUAUUAUUAUCGCAUUUCAAAUUUUUCUAGAGAUGGAUCCAAUAUCUGCGGUUAGCGAAGAGCUGGCUGAGCUCGAAGGACAAAUCAAUGACAUUUUCCGUGCUUUGGCAAAUGGAUUCCAGAAGCUGGAGAAGAUCAAAGAUGCUAAUAGGCAAAGUAGGCAGCUGGAAGAACUCACUGACAAAAUGCGUGACUGUAAGAGCCUUAUUAAAGAUUUCGAUAGGGAAGUUAAAAGCUUGGAAGGCGGUAAUGAUGCCAACACUAACCGUAUGCUCAACGAUAGACGACAAUCUAUGGUCAAGGAACUGAACUCAUAUGUUGCUCUUAAGAAGAAAUAUUCAUCUAACUUAGCAAGCAAUAACAAGCGAGUAGAUCUUUUCGAUGGACCCGGAGAAGAACACAUGGAAGAAAAUGUCUUAUUAGCUUCAAACAUGUCCAAUCAAGAGCUUAUGGAUAAAGGAAACUCAAUGAUGGAUGACACAGAUCAAGCCAUUGAGAGGGGAAAAAAGAUUGUUCAAGAGACUAUAAAUGUGGGAACAGAUACUUCUGCAGCUCUUAAGGCUCAGACCGAGCAGAUGAGUAGAGUUGUCAAUGAGCUUGAUUCUAUUCAUUUCUCACUCAAGAAAGCCUCCAAGCUUGUCAAGGAAAUUGGUAGGCAGGUUGCAACUGACAAAUGUAUUAUGGCUUUUCUUUUCCUUAUCGUCAUUGGUGUCAUAGCAAUCAUUAUCGUCAAGAUUGUGAACCCAAACAACAAAGACAUCCGCGACAUACCGGGCUUAGCUCCACCAGCUAUGAACAGACGUUUGCUCUGGAACCAUUACUGAAGAAAAAAAAAUAUUUCACUCUCAGGCCAUUCAAAAUACUGGUAAAUUUUUGGUCACAUACACUUCUUGGUCCUCCCUCUAAGUCCAUGUUGUUGUAGAUGGAACGCCGUACCUGAGAAAUGAACCAGUUUCUAUUCACAUGGCUCUAUUGGCUGAUGCGGAUUUAAGCAGUCACAGGAAUCAAAUUCUAUUGCGUUAAAAUCCCAGAAAUCAAAACCAUCUUUGUUAGCUCAUGUGUUUUGUAUAAGCUUGACUCUUUGUGUUAUAUCAUAUAUUCAUAUGUACGUGUGUAUUUUUAAAACGUCGUCUCUGUUUCAUGCCCUGGCAAUAAAACUUGUUUCACUGAUUUAUGUUGCAAGUUGUAACUGAGUUGUAUGAUACUCCGUACUCGAUAUUAGUAUUAUGACGAACUUGACUCUCA